AAAACCCACUUCCCAUAUUGUUUCUUCCUACCAACCUUUCUUAUAAUUAGGUCUGCUCAUUCCCAUUCAAUAUCACCACUUUGUACCAUCUACGGAAACAUCCUCUCUCUAUAUCUGUCCUAAUUAAUUCUCAGGUGUUGAAACCCAUGAAUCUUCUUCUCUUUCCUUUCCUUUAGUAUCUCUCGAUCUAGUAAAAACUCAACAAACCUAGUACCCGCCAUUAAUUUACUUAAAGCUAUGAGGACAGCUGCUAGCUACUCUGUUCAUCAGGGUCUCACAUCUGAUGCAGCAGCCAUAGUCAAAUCUGCAAUCACCUUGGCCAGGCGGCGAGGCCAUGCCCAAGUCACACCACUUCAUGUGGCUACCGCCAUGAUGGGGGCGGCCAAUGGUCUACUCCGGGCAGCCUGUUUACGGGCACACUCUCAUCCCCUCCAGUGUAAAGCCUUGGAGCUUUGCUUCAAUGUGUCUCUCAAUAGGCUUCCCACAUCAGCUUCCAACCCGUUAGUAAUUCUAGGCCCGUCUAACCACAACCACAACCAUCAUCAUCAUAAUCAUCAUCCUUCUUUUUCCAAUGCUCUUGUGGCCGCGUUUAAACGGGCUCAGGCUCAUCAGCGGCGUGGUUCGGUAGAGAACCAACAACAACCCAUCUUGGCUUUAAAGAUAGAGCUUGAACAGCUUGUUAUUUCAAUCUUGGAUGAUCCUAGUGUUAGUAGGGUCAUGAGGGAAGCCGGUUUCUCUAGUCCCCAAGUCAAAAAGAAUGUCGAACAAGCUGUCUCUUUAGAAAUCACAUCCUCUUCUUCCCAUAUUAACCAUUCUCUUGUCAUCAAAACAGAACCUAAGGAAACAAUUAAACCUCUUUUCCAAUUUACACUAAACAAAUCAAACGACCUCCAAGCUUCCGAAGACGACGUGAACUCUAUUCUCGACUCCCUAACAUUAACCGGCACCACAAAACUUAGAAACACUGUCAUUGUGGCAGAGAACUUGACGAACGCAGAGUGCUUAAUGCGUGGGGUUAUGGGUAAACUAGACAGGGGAGAUGUAAGAUUUGUUAGUGUUCCUUUAUGGUCAUUUAGAAAUAUGGCCAUUGAAGAUGUCCAACAUAGGAUUGGGGAGCUAAGGUGUUUGGUUAAUGGGUAUGAGUCAAAGUGGGUUGUUUUAUAUCUGGGUGAUCUCAAAUGGGUAUCACAAUUUUGGUCAAAUUAUGGUGAGGAAAGACGGAAUCACUAUUCUCCAGUUGAACUCAUGAUUAUGGAGCUAAGCAGACUGUUAUGCGGAGGAGUUGGAGAGAAGGGAAAGAAGCUUUGGUUAAUGGGUAUUGCAGAUUUCAACACUUUCACGAGAUGCAAAAUUGGUCAUCCUUCUUUAGAGACCCUUUGGCAACUUCAUCCUCUCACAGUUCCAGUUGGCAGUUUGGGACUAACUCUCAACCUUGAGAGUCAUGACUUAGCAGGAGUGGAGAAAAACCUCAAUUGUUGCUCAGAUUGCAGAGUGAAUUACAAAAGAGAAGCUUGGAACAUAGAGAUGGGUAAUGCAUGUCAGAGUUUCUCAAGCUUACCUUCAUGGCUUAAGAUUUAUAAAGAAGAUCAGAAUAAAAGAAAGGCCAUUAGUGAUCAGGAUUUUGAAAAAUUGAAAGAACUAUGCAAGAAAUGGAAUUCAAUCUGCAGAUCAGUCCACAAGAAACCACAUUUUCUUGAAUCAGCCCAAAUUCUCUCCUCUUCUUCACCAUCCUCAUCAAGCUCAGUCUCAGCCCAUGAUCAAAACAUGAUAAGGUUACAUCAAACGGCCAUCUCAACCUGGCCACUGAUUAAGCAGAAGCCAGAGCUUUUGUCAAAUCCCAAUUCAAGUCCAAACUCUGCUUCCUGCAGUGAGGCAAAUGAUGAGGAAGAUAACAGUUACGCCCAUUCAUUCAAGGACUUCAAUUCUGAAAACCUGAAAGCCUUAUCCAAGGGAUUGGAGAAGAAGGUUCCAUGGCAUAAGGACAUAAUUCCCGACAUCUCUAGCACAAUUCUCGAGUCUCGGUCUGGAAUGGUUAGAAGAAAGGCUAGUAAUACCUUAAAGGAAGAAACCUGGUUAUCCUUUCUAGGUGUUGAUCAGAAUGGAAAGGAGAUGAUUGGAAAAGAGGUAGCCAGGAUUGUUUUCGGCUCUUAUGACAACUAUGUUUCGAUUGGAGUAAGUGGAGGAUAUUCAGAUUGCAUGAAGAAUAAGAAGAGAAUGAGGGAGGACCAGCCCGGUUCGAGUUAUCUAGACAGAUUCGCGGAGGCGGUUAAAGAAAACCCGAGUAGAGUGUUUUUCAUGGAGGAUGUGGAGAAAGUGGAUUAUAGUUCUCAACUUGGUAUUAAAAAAGCUAUUGAAAAUGGGAAAGUAAGUGUCUCAGAUGAUGGGGAGUUUGUCCCACUUAAGGAUGCCAUUGUUAUAUUGAGCUGCGGCAGCUUCAGCUCAUUGUCUAGACCAUGCUCCCCUCAAAGAGGCGAAAAUGAUGGACUUUGUGGACCGUUAGAUUUGAACGUUGGGGCCACCGAAGAUGAUGAUCAUGAUCAUGAUAAUUCAGUUAACAGCAUUGGAUUCAUCAUGGAUAUCAUAGACAGACAGAUUAUCUUCAAGAUUCAAGUGUUGUGAAAUAAUUUGCAUGUCAUGGGAUCUUCUUUUUUUUGUUUGGUUUGUUUGAUGUUCCUUUUUUUUUUUUGUUGGUUUCAUAUAAUUGUGGGGGAGGGGGGGAAACUUGUGGUAUAUGAUAGAAAGUGAUGAUGACUUCCUCUUAGUUUAAUUAAUUAGUAGAACAUGUAAAUUUAACUAUCAUAUAUUUUAUGUUUCUAACU
Molecule: messenger RNA, 2819 nt
Organism: Impatiens glandulifera
Lineage: Eukaryota; Viridiplantae; Streptophyta; Magnoliopsida; Ericales; Balsaminaceae
Product: protein SMAX1-LIKE 3-like
Exons: 3
Coding region: 238-2619 (793 amino acids)
Source: RefSeq, a predicted model, not a curated record